Messenger RNA from Marmota flaviventris (yellow-bellied marmot), 1214 nucleotides. It is a transcript of the gene Mvb12a, whose product is annotated as multivesicular body subunit 12A. The record is from RefSeq and is a predicted model, not a curated record. Gene Ontology annotation, cellular component: cytosol; ESCRT I complex. Lineage: Eukaryota; Metazoa; Chordata; Mammalia; Rodentia; Sciuridae. Gene Ontology annotation, biological process: endosome to lysosome transport via multivesicular body sorting pathway; viral budding; regulation of epidermal growth factor receptor signaling pathway.
UGGGAGUUGUAGUUGGACUCCUGCCCGAGCUCCGCUGUCUGGAAAGCGCUGAGGGAACCAAGGCUGUUCCCUGUCUUCCGGGAGGAUGGAUCCCGGACCCGGGCCCGACGCGAUGCCACUAGCCAGCCUGAUCUGGUCGUCAGCCUCGGCGCCCCCGCCGCGUGGAUUCAGCGCGAUCUCCUGCACUGUGGAGGGCGCGCCCGCCAGCUUUGCCAAGAGCUUCGCGCAGAAAUCUGGCUACUUCCUGUGCCUUAGUCCCCUGGGCAGCCUAGAGAACCCGCAGGAGAAUGUGGUGGUCGACAUCCAGGUCGUGGUGGACAAGAGCUCCCUGCCGCCGGGCUUCUCUCCUGUCUGCGACCCCUUGGACUCCAAGGCCUCUGUGUCCAAGAAGAAACGCAUGUGCGUGAAGCUGGUGCCCCUGGGGGCUGCAGACAUGGCUGUGUUUGAUGUUCGACUGAGCGGAAAGACCAAGACGGUGCCUGGAUACCUUCGAGUAGGGGACAUGGGUGGCUUUGCCAUCUGGUGCAAGAAGGCCAAGGCCCCAAAGCCAGUGCCCAAGCCCCGAGGUCUCAGCCGGGAAAUGCGGGGCCUUUCCCUGGACCCACCUAGCCAGCCCAGCAAAAGCAGCUUUCCAGAGCGGACACUGUCAAGGCUGGGGUCUCGGGCGUCCACCCUUCGGAGGAGCGACUCCAUCUAUGAGGCAUCCAGUCUCUAUGGCAUCUCAGCCAUGGACGGGGUUCCCUUCACGCUGCACCCCCGAUUUGAGGGCAAGAGCUGUGGCCCGCUGGCCUUUUCUGCCUUUGGGGACCUCACCAUCAAGUCGCUGGCAGACAUUGAGGAGGAGUACAAUUAUGGCUUCGUGGUGGAGAAGACAGCAGCCGCCCGCCUGCCCCCUAGCGUCUCUUAGCCACUCCUCCACCCCAGGGAAGAGCCCCGUACUGAGCCCCACAGCCUGGUGGCCGCCCUGUCUCACUCCAUCUCGGGAACCUCUGAGGCACAGGGCGUCCAGACCCUCAGCCCCUGCGCUGGAGCUGCAGCCUGGGGAGGGGGUGAGAGGAGGCUGCUUGGGGGGGUCUCUGUGCCCCGGCCCUGCAGGGCAGGGGUGGGGCUGGAUGGAAACCAGUGCCUUCAAGUCACACGUGUCAAGACUGUCUGGUGCCUGGAGGUGGCGCGGGCGUCCUCCUGGUAAUAAACACUACCCUGUCCCUGCUGUG